AGCCGUUUCGAAACGGAUACGCGCCCACUCGAAAGACUGCAACUCGACCAGAUCCCGCAACAUUAAUAUCGCUUAUCAUCCGAAGAGCGGAUCCAAAUUACAUUAUUACCGUCUCAUCUUUGUUGAUGGUUAACAAAGCACGCGUAGGCACACGGUUCAGAAGAUCAAAGUUAAGCAGGCAAGAUGCGCGUCCUCAAGCGCAGGUGGGACGUCAGUGGCGCUAGUCAGGGUGCCCCUGCACAGCCGUCAUCUCCAACUGCGCAACCUCAGAAGCGACUGUUUAAGAAACCAAGGUCGCCGGGCUUGCUACGCCGACGCGGCCCCUGUCUUCGAUACCGCAAAUCAGACAUGACUGAUCCGGUAGAGUAUAUUCAGACGCACGAAGAAGCCUUCAAGAACCCCAAUCGGCUUGCUUCGCUCUACUCCGAUUUCAGAGCGCAGCAACACAUCAACCCGGACGGUUACGUCGCGAACCUCGACGCCUGGAAGAGGGCUCUCGAACAUGCCGCGCGCGAGGGUCUGCUACCUGGUUCUGGAGCCACGCGUAAUCUUUUGGUCAUCGACAGCGGUCGGGAGCUCACGCGUGCCUUGCAGCAUAGGGACUUCGGGUUGCCGACCUGCUUACGAGAGGUGCUGCAAGAUGCGAUCAAGAAAGGGGCUUUCGUAUCAGCGCAAGACUGGUUAACAUCGACCCAGUCGAUCUACGACAAGUCAUGGUUCAAGCUUCCAAAGGUGUCGGUCGGCGGUGUGCUGUCUGGUGCAUGGGAGCUGGGCAGGAACAAAUUACUCGGUCCUUCCACCCAGCUGCCGGCUGGGCCCUUCGUGGUCGUGGCGAACGUUGAAGCUGCCGCUGAGGCGAUACUUAACCAGCAGCGCGACCAACCGAACGUCUCGAUCGCCGACCGAAUAUAUUCAAAGGCAGCCUUCCUCGAACGCUUUCGGAACGUACUCAAUCUCAAUGCGCCAAUAAGCGCACGCGACCUAGACAUUCUACUUGUACACAUGGCCCGCGACAGACAUGAACUAGCAGUCAAGGGAAACGUCAUCAAGUUUAAGGCUGAUGCGGAGGAUUUGCCUUUGCCAGUCACUCAAGAAGAUGCAGCAAUGGCCGAGCUUCACGAUGCGAUCAAUCGGGUGCAAGCACGCCUUGCUCUCUUGCACGAAAACAUUCAAAAGUCUGGAAUGGCCGCCAAGGAAGCCGUGCAGCUUAAACAGUUGACUCGCGCAAAGACUUGUCUACGUUCGAAGAAGCUGAGUGAGUCAUCGGCAGAGCACUACACCAACCUGAGCGUGCAGCUCGAAGAGUCUUAUAUGAAGCUCCAGCAUGCCGCGGACCAUGUCGGAAUGCUGGAGGCCAUGAAAGCCGGUGCGGAGGCUAUGGCUCUUCUGAACAAGCAGGUUGGUGGUGCCGAGGGUGUGCAGAAGGUGAUGGACUCAGUCAAUGAAGAGAUUGCCACCACUGAAGAAAUCACGAACAUCAUCAACGAAUCUGCCACCCCGAUCGACGAGACUGAGAUCGAUGAUGAGCUCGCCGAGCUUGAGAAGGGUGAGGAUGAGAAGCAGGAGAAGGUAGAGGCAGAGAAGACUGCUGAGCUCCUCGCCGAGCUUCCAGACACCAAGAAACCGCUGAGAUCUCCAGUCUCAUGUCUCACGUCACCGUCUCGCCAACUGAGCAGGAAGAGAACGAGAAGCGGGUUGGAGUUCCUGCUUAGUUACCUCGGGUUUCAUUUUGAAAGUAUCCGCCUGAUGUUGAGGCAUCCCGGGCACGUUCGCCACGCUGCGAUUCGUCAGGUCACGAGUUGGGGUAUGAUGAUUAAGAAUUGGAGUGGACUACUCCAGGCUUCGCAUUUAGACAAUGAUGCGACAUUCUAUCUUGACAAAGACUUCCAUGGUCCUCGCAUUCGCGUGUAUGACAGGGACCUCCUGCACAACUCUACGCCGCCUUCUCGCCUCGGCGCCCACCACGACUCACAUAUCUCCACUCACCGUACACCGCACACAUAUCCGCGGGACCCAAUGCCUUCGCUCGCCCCCUUCCGCGCCGCCGCGCGCACCUCGACCGUCGUUGCGACACGCCAGCCCAACCUCAAGUUCCCACUGUCCUUCCGCCGAACAUUCACGCAGACGAAGAGCGCGCAAGGUGGCCACGGCCCGAGCUACGAUCCCCCGUCGGGAUGGCUGUUUGGCGUCAAGCCGGGCGAGAAGUACCAGAAGGAGGGGUGGGAAGGCGUCUGGUACUGGGGGUUCUAUGGCAGCUUCGCCGUGGCGAUCGUAGCAUAUGCGUUCAAGCCGGACACUAGCAUCCAAACAUGGGCUCUCGAGGAGGCCCGCCGACGGCUGGAAGCCGAGGGCAUCCUUCAGGACCCCGACACGAAGGAGUAAGGAUCUACGACCAGCGUCAUGGUCAUCGAGACAGAAACGUAGAGGCGGAUUGUACAUAUGACGACAGAUGGCUGGUUUCCUUUGUGCAAGACCCGCAAGACUCAUACAGUCGGACCCGUACGCGGCUUCAGUGCCGGUGCUGCUGCUUUAGCAAUGGAUUUCUUUUUCUGACACGAAAAGAUUAUUACAUGUGAUGUACAGCGCGUUCCCUGGCCGGUAGAAGACUGAAUCUGGGAAAACGCAAGUGAGAACACGGGGAACAAUGGCGCAUACUUAUUAUUUAACAUUCAAAUAUGAAGAAGUAAAGCUAAUUCGACAGACACAACGAUUAUCUGUCUUACGAGGGCUUUGCAUACCUGCAUCAUGGAUACGCUCGCGAUGCACCUUAAGGAUAUACGAGUGAAUGAUCCCGUGUCACGAUACGGACAACGAUUAUGGAUAAAAGCAGU
This is a messenger RNA of Paraphaeosphaeria sporulosa, 2831 nucleotides long. RefSeq lists its product as uncharacterized. The record is from RefSeq and is a predicted model, not a curated record. The coding region runs from base 184 to 2382 and encodes 732 amino acids. Gene Ontology annotation, biological process: vesicle budding from membrane; late endosome to vacuole transport via multivesicular body sorting pathway. Lineage: Eukaryota; Fungi; Ascomycota; Dothideomycetes; Pleosporales; Didymosphaeriaceae. Gene Ontology annotation, cellular component: multivesicular body; ESCRT III complex; cytoplasmic side of plasma membrane. The transcript has 6 exons.